Mugil cephalus (flathead mullet) is the source of this 1413-nucleotide messenger RNA. It is a transcript of the gene gosr1, whose product is annotated as golgi SNAP receptor complex member 1. The record is from RefSeq and is a predicted model, not a curated record. Gene Ontology annotation, biological process: endoplasmic reticulum to Golgi vesicle-mediated transport; vesicle fusion. NCBI's taxonomy places the organism in Eukaryota, Metazoa, Chordata, Actinopteri, Mugiliformes, Mugilidae. Gene Ontology annotation, molecular function: SNAP receptor activity. Gene Ontology annotation, cellular component: SNARE complex; Golgi membrane; cis-Golgi network. Bases 97 to 843 code for a protein of 248 amino acids. The transcript is spliced from 9 exons.
GUAGCUACGACGGUUCAAAACUUUAUUAGCAAAUCAUCCGUGUUCCAGUGACACGUGACACACCCCGGAAGUGGGUGACGUCGCAGAACAACAAAGAUGGCAGGAAUGGGUAGCAGCAACUACUGGGAGGAUCUGCGAAAGCAGGCCAGACAGUUGGAGAAUGAACUUGACCUGAAGUUGGUCUCCUUCAGUAAACUGUGCACCAGCUACAGCAGCUCGAGGGAUGGACGCCGAGGAGACACGUCGGACACCACCCCACUGCUAAACAACUCUACCCAGGACAGGAUGUUUGACACCAUGUCUGUGGAGAUUGAACAGCUCCUUGCCAAGCUGACAGCAGUGAACGACAAGAUGGCGGAGUACACCAACGCCCCGGGUGCGUCAUCUCUCAAUGCUGCAUUAAUGCACACGCUCCAGAGACACAGAGACAUCCUACAGGAUUACACACAUGAAUUCCACAAAACCAAAGGCAACUUCCUGGCCAUCCGGGAAAGGGAAGACCUUCUCGGAUCUGUCAGGAAAGACAUUGAGUCAUACAAGAGUGGCUCCGGAGUCAACAACAGAAGAACAGAGCUGUUUCUAAAAGAACAUGAGCACCUGAGAAACUCGGAUCGACUGAUGGACGACACAAUAAGCAUCGCAAUGGCGACUAAGGAGAACGUGACCUCCCAAAGAGGAAUGCUGAAAUCUAUACAGAGCAGAGUCAACACACUGGCCAACCGUUUCCCAACAAUCAACAAUCUCAUCCAGAGAAUCAACCUGCGAAAGAGAAGGGACUCUCUCAUCCUCGGCACAGUGAUCGGCAUCUGCACCAUUCUCCUCCUGCUUUAUGCUUUUCACUGAGGACCUCCAGUCAGGAUUUAACUUCUCUUCAUUGUGUUGGAUCCCCUCCCCCACCACCCACCCCCCGGACACUGGACUCAGUUGUUGGUCGACCCUGGAGACUCCUGAGCAGAAGGACAUUAAGUUGGUCCAGUUCUGGAAAAAAAAAGAACACAUUUGGCCAACAUAUUCUACUGAACCUGUAUUUAGCAGUGGGACAGAUGGAGGGGUAGUGGUUGGGUGUUCUUUUGCCAACCUGUGAAUGGAGACCAAAAGUACAAAUGAGACUAGAUUUUUUUUUUUUUUUUUUUAAAUAUUGCUAACUCACUUGGAGAGAGUGGGUGAUAUGUUAAAAGUGUAAAGAGACUGAGACCAUGUGAUCAUUUUUUGCUUUGUUUUCAUUGACAGGUGGAAGGAUUUUAAGUUGAAUGGUCAUUUUUAAUUGAAGGAGUGGGAUUGAUAGUUCAUUGUGGACUGUAAAAUGUGAAUUAAUAAAUUAUUCAUAUCGGUAUGUGCAAAGAAAAAGUGUCUGACACUACUAGAUACUCAUUUAAAACAUUUUAUUUUUCAAAAUAUAUCAUUUUAACUCUG